Molecule: messenger RNA, 2469 nt
Organism: Trichobilharzia szidati
Lineage: Eukaryota; Metazoa; Platyhelminthes; Trematoda; Strigeidida; Schistosomatidae
Source: the annotation of a GenBank genome assembly
AUGAGAGAACAAAAGAAUCCUCUAAACAAAUCACUGUCAACCUCAUCAUCAACAUCAUCUGAUAAGUUGUCCAGCGGUGGAUCUAGAUCAGGUUAUCGUCUACUGAAUAUUCCUUGUGGUGUUUGUGGAGAUCGUUCUACAGGGAAACAUUACGGAGUAUAUAGCUGUGAUGGAUGUUCUGGCUUCUUUAAAAGAAGUAUACACAAGAAUCGAACAUACACAUGUAAAGCAAGUGGAAAUUUAAAAGGUCAAUGUACAAUUGACCGUAAUCGUCGUAAUCAUUGUCGGGCAUGUCGAUUGAAUAAAUGUUUUAUGGCACAAAUGAAUGAAGAAAGUGUACAACACGAACGUGGACCACGAAAAUCAACUAACGCAGCUAAAAGAUAUUCUUCAAUAGAAUUUACUAGUAAACGGAAUGAUGAAUACCCAUUAAAUCUUUCCAUUAAUCAGAGGAAAAAUUCAAAAAUUGCCAACAACACUAACAACAACAACAACAACAGUCGAAAACCUCGAGGAUCUUAUGAAAGACAGAAAAACGCUGACUAUUAUCAUUAUUAUUCAAAAAACCUCCUGACUAACUUACCAGUCUAUAUGGAUGACUCUAUUCAAUGUUCAAUUCCAGAACAGUGUAAACCAUUGAUGAACGCCAUGAAUUUAUCAGGAUACCUUUCACAACAGUCUGCCUACAAACAUUUAGAAAAUAUAAUUGACAAUUUCUAUAAUUCACUAAGAAAUGAACAAAAUCCAGUGACUACAUCGCAGUGUAAGUCGAAUAUGCCGGCAGAUGCAGAUGACUUACAAGGUAAAGCUGAAGAUCUUACAGUUGUUUCAAAGAGAAGGGAUGAAUUUUGUAGAAGUGAUCAUGAUCUAGAGAAUGACAGUCGCAAUCAGAAUAUUAUUCUUCCAGUAAACCAAUGGAAUAAAGAUUAUGUAACGUUAUGCAAUUAUCAUGAAGGUUAUCGUCUACUGAAUAUUCCUUGUGGUGUUUGUGGAGAUCGUUCUACGGGGAAACAUUACGGAGUAUAUAGCUGUGAUGGAUGUUCUGGCUUCUUUAAAAGAAGUAUACACAAGAAUCGAACAUACACAUGUAAAGCAAGUGGAAAUUUAAAAGGUCAAUGUACAAUUGACCGUAAUCGUCGUAAUCAUUGUCGGGCAUGUCGACUGAAUAAAUGUUUUAUGGCACAAAUGAAUGAAGAAAGUGUACAACAUGAACGUGGACCACGAAAAUCAACUAACGCAGCUAAAAGAUAUUCUUCAAUAGAAUCUACUAGUAAACGGACUGAUGAAUACCCAUUAAAUCUUUCCAUUAAUCAGAGGAAAAAUUCAAAAAUUACAAAUAACACUAACAACAACAGUCGGAAACCUCGAGGAUCUUAUGAAAGACACAAAAACGCUGACUAUUAUCAUUAUUAUUCAAAAAACCUCCUGACUAACUUACCAGUCUAUAUGGAUGACUCUGCUCAGUGUUCAACUUCAGAACAGUUUAAACCAUUGAAUCCAUUGAUGAACGCCAUGAAUUUAUCAGGAUACCUGUCACAACAGUCUGCCUACAAACAUUUAGAAAAUAUAAUUGACUGUUUUUAUAGUUCACUAAGAAAUGAACAAAAUCCAGUGACUACAUCGCAGUGUAAGCCGAAUAUGCCUACGGAUGCGGAUGACUUACAAGGUAAAGCUGAAGAUCUUACUGUUGUUUCAAAGAAAAGGGAUGAAUUUUGUAGAAGUGAUCAUGAUGUAGAAUAUGAAAGUCGCAAUCAAAAUAUUAUUCUUCCAGUAAAUCAAUCGAGUACAGAUUAUCUGACGUUAUGCAAUUCACAUGAAGCUCUAUCGAAAAUAAUGAACAAUUCACUGUGGACGGAUAAAUGUAACAGUUCAUCCUGUACGCAAAUGUAUGAAAUCACUAAUACAUCACUAUCAUCAGAUUCCUUCAAAUAUACAAAUAAUGAUCAGAAUUCAAUUGGCAAAUAUGCUGCCAAUGAGACUUCAAGGAAUCACCUCAUAAAUUGGUCAUAUUUUACAAAAAUGGAUGAAUGGAGUAGAACAGAAAUUGGGAUACGCAUUCUAAUGAAUAUGAUAAGUUGGAUAGUCGACAGUUAUUCAUUUCAAACAAGUGCUAAAAGUAACCAGGCCGCUGAUUUAAUGAACACAAACUGGAUCUACAUAUUUUACAUUCAUGUGAUCGAGUAUUCUCAUCAGCGACAAUUCAGCAAUAAGAAUAUUGAUAAUAACAGACAUGGGAUUGAAAAUCUAUUGCUUCCAAAAAAUAAUAUAUCAAUUUCAAAUGCUUCCACUAUGAAUAAUUUCCCAGCAUCAGCAACAAUGAGAUAUCUGAUAACUAAUCAUGAUUCUCUUGAUAUCAUCAGCACAUUUAUACGAUAUUUAAACGACUUUAAUUUAACCGCGGAAGAAUGUGAAUAUGUGAAGGUCAAAAUAUUUAAUGUGAAUAAACUAGAUUUUCUUUUUUCACGAUAA